Molecule: messenger RNA, 937 nt
Organism: Durio zibethinus
Lineage: Eukaryota; Viridiplantae; Streptophyta; Magnoliopsida; Malvales; Malvaceae
Product: glutathione transferase GST 23-like
Biological process (GO): glutathione metabolic process
Cellular component (GO): cytoplasm
Molecular function (GO): glutathione transferase activity
Source: RefSeq, a predicted model, not a curated record
AAAACAUAUAAAAUUCAACUGAAAAUGGAAGAAGUGAAAGUUCUAGGGUCUUGGCCUAGUCCAUAUGGUUUCAGGGUUCAAUGGGCUCUGGAACUCAAGGGUGUCGAGUAUGAAUACAUAGAUGAAGAUUUAUUUAACAAGAGUGAUAUGCUCUUGAAGUAUAAUCCAGUUCAUAAGAAGAUCCCAGUUCUUGUUCAUAAUGGGAAAUCAAUUGCAGAAUCGGCAGUUAUUCUUGAGUACAUUGAGGAGACAUGGCCUCAGAAUCCUUUGCUUCCAAUGGAUCCUUAUGAAAGGGCCAUGGCACGGUUCUGGCUCAACUUCGUGGACAAUAAGGAUAAGGCUGCUCCAUUCGUGUCAUUCUUCAUUGGCGUUGGCGAGGAACACGAGAAGGCAGCCAAGGAAGCAAAGGAGUUGCUAACGAUUUUUGAAGAACAAGGUCUUGGGGAGAAGAAAUAUUUUGGUGGUGAAGAAAUUGGAAUGGUAGAUUUGGCCAUGGGUUGGAUUGCUGCCUCUUUGGGAGUCAUUGAAGAAAUAGUUGAUGUAAAAAUACUUGAUGCUGAGAGCCUCCCUCGCUUACAUGCAUGGGUUCAGAAUUUCAGGGCCUAUCCAGUGAUAAAAAACAACCUUCCUGAUCAUGAUAAAUUGCUGGAAAAUUACACAAAGAAAAGAGAGAUGUUUCUUGCAUCGAUAGCAACUUGAAGACUAGUUUCAUUUACUUUAUGCUUGCUUAAUUCCUAGUAAUUUAUUAUUUUUGAAGCAAAAUGCCACGUUUUCUUCUAUGUUUUGUGCUUUGAUUAAUUUGUUCCUUAAUGCAGCUUCUUCUUCCUCUUUUUGUAUUUUGAUUUUGAUUUUUUUAAUUGUUUUUGAAUAACUUUUCUUGAUAGAAUUGCUGAAUGCAGCAAAGAUUUAAAUAAAAGAGCAAAUGGUUGCCCAUUUA